Molecule: messenger RNA, 2487 nt
Organism: Meriones unguiculatus (Mongolian gerbil)
Lineage: Eukaryota; Metazoa; Chordata; Mammalia; Rodentia; Muridae
Gene: Odaph
Product: odontogenesis associated phosphoprotein
Exons: 2
Coding region: 65-469 (134 amino acids)
Biological process (GO): positive regulation of enamel mineralization
Source: RefSeq, a predicted model, not a curated record
CUCCCUCCCUCACUCUCCUUUAAAGCAGCACUCACCAGAGCAGUGAGUACUCAGGGCAGAAGCCAUGGCUCCCGGACUCCACUUCUCCUUCUGGUUACUGGUCUGCUGGUUGGUGGUAACUAUGGCACAAGGACGAGAUGUGGUCACCCCUCCUGUUGGCUCACAAAAUAACGGGAGCCCUACAGACUGCCAGAUCUUCACACUCACCCCUCCACCCACCACCAGGAAUCCGGUAACAAGGGCCCAGCCCAGCACAAGGACACCUGUAGUUACUUGGUUUUAUUUUCCCCAAAGAAGACCCGGCUUCUACCCACGCUUUCCUAAAGGACCUUUCCUCCUUCCAAACUACAACCGCCGCGGCCAGUUCCCACCUUUCUACCUGCCACGAAAUAGAUGGAUUCUUGGGAGGCUCUUCCUUGGAAGUCAGCUCCAGAGUGGAAGCUCAUCGGAGGAAAGCAGAGAGGAAUGACAAGCCCAAACAUGCCUAUGCGAAAGAAUUGAUGCUUCGGAAAAAGGCAAAGAGGUUGUUUGCUUCUCUCUCCAAUCUAAAAUCGUUCCAUUAUAAGACUAAGUCUCCUCAGUGACACCGACUCAAAUUUUUUUGUCAACAAUGGAAAGACUGGAUCCUACAUUUUUGCUUACAAAAUCUAGCAGCAACUGCAUCAGUCUUAUUCCUCAGGCUAUUAAUGCAAAUAUACUCUUUAAAUGGGGUGUUCUAAUGAUUUCUAUCCAUACUUAGACACCAGCAGUGUUAAUACCCUCUUCUGUAUUAGAGUGAAAGACAGUUUAAAGAGACCAUUAUGAGCCAAAUACAGACAUUAAUGAUACUCUUUUCGUACUCAUUGGGAAACUUAGAGAGUAGGUGGAUCUACAAAGUGAACUUUAAAAUAGAUUAGAGAUAGAUAGAUAGAUAGAUAGAUAGAUAGAUAGAUAGAUAGAUAGAUAAAAGCAAAAAGCCUUCUAGAGAAAGUAGCUGUAGGUAAUACUCUAAUUAUACACUGAACUAUCAAACUCAAAUUCUUUUAACUGAAAUGCCCUAGUUUACUAUUUAUAGUAACUAUUUACUCAUACUACUUUGACAAAUAGUCACUGUUUCUCCUGUAAUCGUCACAUAGACACUGGUAAAAUGAAGUGCUUCUCUUCAAACUUUCAACAUGGUUCCAAAUCAAAAACCGAGAUUUAAAAUUACCUGGAUGUUAGUUGACUGCAGCCCGCUGUGGGGGCCUUGUGCUCCCGGGUGAAUGAGAAACAAGGUCUUGUCUGACCUCUCGUAAAAACUCCACCUCUUGCUUGUGCCACUCACCUUGCCUGUGACUUGGGAACCUAGAUUCUGUGCCUGUGGCCAACGACUUUCACUUGUUUUCAAGAAGGAUGUACAGACAUUGCUGCUACUGUUGCAACAAAGAAAGAAAGAAAAAUCAUGGUAACACAAAUGCAGAACUCUGGGAAUGGACACCCAGGAAAAGAAGACAAGAUUAUCGUGCUGGCAUGCUUCCUUCCUCUGUCAAAUGAUAAAAGAAGAAAAAUUAAGGAUCAUAAGAAGUAGUGUUAGGACAGAUAUUUCCUUAAAUUUAUACACUUAAGUUAAAACCUAUUUGAAUCCUCCUCAAGAAACUGUAUUUUGAAAUGAACUUUACACAUUCUCUAUCAGUUGGGAAGGAAGAACAAGCCAGAAAAAGACCACCCUUGGGCAAACAUGAAGAAGGAUGAGGGUUUGGAUUUUCAUCCUGCUUCUCUUCCCAGCCCUUCAAAGCACACCUAUGUGCUCGCACGCUCACGGCUCCACCAUCUCAUACCAACCUGGGUUUUGAUUAGGGCUUUCUCUCUCCAAACAUUGGAACUUUAGCAAUGAAGAAAAUCAACAGUUCUGGCCAUGUGAGAGGUGGCCUAGCAGGUCACAAAACUGGUGACCUAAGUCUGACUGCACGGAACCCACAGAAGGUGGCAGAGAGAGCCGGCUACACAGAGUUGUGGUCUGACCUGUGGCACAUGACACCCACAUGCAGCACAUACACCUCUCAUACGCAAUAAUAAAAAGAACACGUUUAAGUGUUUAAAAGCUAGCGGUACUGAAACCUAGCCCCUUACAAGGCUGUGGUAGGCGGAGGGUGAACCUCAGGUUACACAGUAAGGGUGGGUGGCAGCUUCAGCAUUUCGAUCGCUGGGUCUAUUGAUGAAAGCAGGCUAAUUCUGCAGGGCAUUACAGGAAAUGCAGACAACCUGAAUGAAAACACCAUCCUAUUCUCUCUGCCAUAGGCCACACACACUUGCAAUAAAAACGUUAAGUUUUUGUGACUUACACGUUUCUGCAUCGUUCCUUCAGCUUCAUCAACUUUGCAUUUAAAAUAUAGUAACCUCUGACAGGUUAGCUGAGUUGGCGGGUAGUCUUCAGCCACCAGUGCCUCAUGGUGAAGCAGCUUCUCCGGGGAAUUCCUUCAUUCAUUCCUAAUAACAUAUAGCUGGUUUUGAAGCAAAUGGGUCUUUCAG